GCGGUCAGGUCACAAGAUAACGCAGUAGUCGUCGACACGACCCCGAUUUCUCCUGUGAAAGAAGGCAUGCUUCGUCGGAACUCGCUCGAGAAGCACCUACAGCACAGGCCAGACCAGCAAGAUCUAAAGAACAGGCAUAUCUUGCUAGACACGUCCGCUGCACCUUCUCUUCAGUCCAAACAACAAGAGCUCGAACGCCAACGUGCCACUGACAGCCUCAAGAAAGGCCUCGCAACCCGCCCUGAUCGCGAAGAACUCGUGAGCAGAAAUAUCCUUCCCGAUUCCACAGCCGCCGCCGGUAUCCAGAGCCAACGAAAAGAGCUCGAACGUCAAAUGCGCGCGGACAAUCUUGAGAAAGCACUGGGUCGUCGUCCGACCGCGGAUGAGUUGGUCAAAGAGGGCAUCUUGACAGCUGAUGAGAAGCCCACGGGUGCAUGAGCCGGGUUGGAGUUUCUUUCGUCGACAUGAAGGCUUUGUUUUUAACUAGGUUCUCCUUAGGCGUUAUCAGGCAUUAGUUGUACGGGUAUGGUGGAAUGCAGUAGGUUCCCAGACUACUAAGUAUGAUUCAAUAUCGCAUGCUAUCAUCAGAUACUCAAAACAGAGGGGAGCUCGAAAUCCUCAUAGCUUAAGUGAUAUGUGCUUUAGUGGAGAUUCCAGUGUUUCAUG
This is a messenger RNA of Pseudovirgaria hyperparasitica, 666 nucleotides long. RefSeq names its product RPEL repeat protein. The transcript is spliced from 5 exons. The coding region runs from base 67 to 438 and encodes 123 amino acids. The record is from RefSeq and is a predicted model, not a curated record. NCBI's taxonomy places the organism in Eukaryota, Fungi, Ascomycota, Dothideomycetes, Acrospermales, Acrospermaceae.